Molecule: messenger RNA, 3464 nt
Organism: Branchiostoma belcheri (Belcher's lancelet)
Lineage: Eukaryota; Metazoa; Chordata; Leptocardii; Amphioxiformes; Branchiostomatidae
Product: sialin-like
Exons: 16
Coding region: 117-3275 (1052 amino acids)
Biological process (GO): transmembrane transport; monoatomic anion transport
Molecular function (GO): transmembrane transporter activity
Source: RefSeq, a predicted model, not a curated record
GGUCGUUGACCUUUAAACUUUGAUAUGGAAGCCAGUUGAUUCAGGGCUGGAUCAGUACGUGUUUCAAAGUCUAAGUUUGCGGCUUAAACAGGUGUGAUCACAGGCCUCCAAGAAGCAUGUUUCAAGAUGCCUGCAUCGUGAGUGUCAGUUGUGGUGGAAGCAACAAGGCUGGUUCAGCUGACAACCUUGGCAACGUCACAGGACACAGCUGUAGUGGUGUAAUUGUGAACAGACACAGAGGUGUAGUCUUGUCUCACGGCAUAGCCUUCAGCCCUUACAUGCCUGAUGGGUUCACUUCUCACCAAGUAAGGCAGCAGGGCUGGUACAGGCCUCAAAAUACAGACAGAUUUCACAUAGAAGUCAUAGUCAGGUCUACAUCGGGUAUCGUCCAACCUGAAGCUAGUAGACAAUACCAGCCACGCAUUCAGCAACCCAUUCCUGCAGCAGCUUUGGCUGGAGGAAAGCUAGCACCCCAUUUGGAAUCACCACCAGAGAGGAAGUGUUCAGCAGAUUUGCUGCUACUGUGGAGGUGCACUGACUUUGACGAUGCUGUGAGAAAGUUGAUGCCGAAGUACGACGGUUGGCACUUUGACGAACCUCCAAACAAUCCAGCCGAUAACCGUAGAGACACUUCGCAACAGAUUGAGACAGUCCAAUCCCGUGUCAAGACCGACUUGCUGGCAGAGGUCUCCCUGUCUUGGUUUGCUCUUCUUCAACUUGAAGACUCUGGAAGAGGUGCUGAAACCUCGGUGGUUGUUACAGGGGAACAGGCUAGGAUAGGUUCGCCUGUCGUGGCAGUUGGAACGCCGUUUGGUGUUCUGUGUCCGUCCGUGUUUAUGAACAGCCUGGUGAGGGGGAUCGUCUGUAACACCGCGGGGAAGGAUGGAGCGCUGAUCCUCACAGAUGCACGAUGUCUGCCUGGUACCGAGGGUGGCCCACUGCUCACCGCUGAUAGGGAUGGAAAAUGGCUGUUGCUUGGUCUGGUGGCUGCACCCCUCUGCUGGAAGGCGAAUGAGUGGAUAGGACUGUCCUUAGUCUGCUCCUUCCGUGGUGCUCUGGACUCCUUGUCCCGUGUCAUGCCCUGGCCUCUCCUCACAGCUGCCACAGUCCCACACAGCAGCCCAGAAUCACCGCAUCCAGCUCUGUCACAAGUGGAGAAGUCUGUAGUGAUGGUAGAAGCUGGGGACAUGUGGGGGUCGGGGGUUAUUGUGCAUGUGGAUCAAUCUAAAGUGUAUCUUCUGACAUGCCGGCAUGUGGUCGGGCCCUCCUCUAGAGUGAAUGUUGUACCGCAUCAUGCACAUAAAGUCAGGGUGACAGGAUGUGUUGUUUAUGCCACUCCCUCAGAGUCAGUCUAUGAUUUAGCAGUAGUGGAGUUCCCUAACCCAGGGGUAGAACUUGUCCCAGUGAGAGAUACAAGGAGGUACAACCAAGGAGAACAGUGUUUUGCAGUUGGUUACGCCCUUUUUGGUCAAAACCAACAGCUGAAACCAACGGUGACUGCUGGAGUGCUGUCUAAUGUGGUUACCUGGGAAGGUAAUCCCAUCAUGAUCCAGUCCACAUGUGCAGUGCAUGCUGGGGUUAGUGGGGGUGCCCUUUUUGACCAGCAGGGACAACUGAUGGGGAUUGUAGUGAGCAAUGCAAAGGAUGUACAACUCAAAGCGUGUUAUCCACACCUAAACUUCAUCAUUCCUUCAACAUCUUUUGCAAAACCAUUGAAGAGCUUGAAUGUGCAAAAUGGGUUUGAAAAGCAAGGAUUUGACCCCAUCAACUGCUGUGGAGUCACAACCAGACCAGGACAUGAAAAAGGGGAGCUGCUGUCUGCCAGCCACGGAUUUAGUGUCACCAUCGUUGUCAUGGUGAAGAGUUCAUCGCCUGCUUCACCUGUCAAUCAAAGUGGGACCUACCAACUCUGUACGAGCAGCGGGGUUGGAAAUACUUCAGUACAGUCCGUACAGAACGAGGAGGGAGAACUGGAAUGGAGUAAGAGUCUGAGGGGAGUUCUCUUGGGAGCGUACUAUUAUGGCUACAUCAUCACCCAGGUAGUAGGAGGUGUGUUGGAGCAGAAGUUGGGCGGCAAACUCGUGUACGGGACAGGCUUGUUAGCGACAGCUGGCCUGAACAGUCUUGGUCCCGUGGCUUCCAGGGCCAGCCCUUGGGCGAUGUUUGCUGUCAGAUUCAUGAUGGGUCUGUUUUCAGGAGUUUUGCAUCCCGCCAUGUAUGGAGUCUGGGGUCGCUGGGCUCCUCCCACCGAAAGGUCAAAACUUCUGGCCCUUUGUGCCAUAGGGUUGCCCACUGGUAGCAUGAUCAACUACCCGCUGGCAUCCUUCCUAGCUGCUGAGUUGGGCUGGGAGACUAUCUUCUAUGUCCCUGGAGUUUUUAUAACAUUCUGGCUGGUGGCAUGGCUCCUCCUGGCUUAUGACUCGCCUGCAAAACAUCCACGAAUCCUGGAGGAAGAGCAGAAGUACAUCGAAGACAGUAUCGGGGAUAACGUACCACAGAAACCACGAGUUCCAUGGCUGAAAGUAUUCUCGUCAGUUCCGGUCUGGGCUCUCAUUAUUGGACAACUUGCUUCAGAUUGGUCCAAAUACUUUUUGCUGACACAACUGCCAAACUACAUGAAGAAUGUGCUGGGGUUCAACAUCAAAACGAACGGCUUAUUGUCUGCUCUUCCAUACUUUCUUGCCAUGAUCUCCAUGUUGGCGUCAAGCAUUGCAGCUGACCGCUUGAUUGAAGGCGGGAAAUUCCCAAAGGUGUGGAUAAGAAGAGGAUUUGCUGUUACAGGAUUUUCCGGCAUGGUAAUCUGUGGAGUGAUCCUGGCGAACCUGAGCGGAUGUAACCCUGUCGCUGCUGUUGCACUGCUGUGUCUCUCCGAGGCCUUCAACGGUCUGACGACAGCAGGCAUGCGGGUGGUCCAUGUUGAAUUUGCGCCCAGGUUUAGCGGUGUGACCUUCGCACUGGCCAACACGGCAGGGAAUCUUCCAGGGAUCUUUGCUCCUCUGUUGGUCGGCUUCAUAACAGAGAAUGAUCCAACUCUUGCUGCCUGGACAAAAAUCUUCUACAUAGGAGCAGCUAUUCAGGGAGUGGGAGGGAUUUUCACAGUGGUGUUCAUGAGCACCGACGUCCAGCCAUGGGCUCGGAAAGAGGGCGACCAAGAACCCAACAUCACUGAAAAGGUGACAGAGCUGGCUCAUUCCAAAGACCUCAUCAUUACUAAUGAACAUGCUCAGCCUGAUAUAUCAACACAGAAUAUCAACAUGUUCAUCACAAAGUUAUAGAUAAUUUGAUCCCUUCUGUGAACAUUUGGUCAAAAAGUUUCUUUGCUGUAACAGUUUUACUUUUUGCUUUAGUCAGAAAGGUAUGUAAUCGGUAGAUUCUGGUGGAGCAGCUGUGGCGUGUCCCUGUAUUAAGGACAACGUCAUAACUCGAGUAUUUGUGGAUGGAUUUUUUAAAUUUCAGCAUGUCGG